AUGCAGUGCUUUGAAAAGAAUUGGAACGUUCCUACGCAAUCCGUACGGCAGCACGACUUCAGACAGGUAAUCUUUGCUGUGGAGAACAGCGCUGCGAUGAGCUCAGCGGCUUCGAAUCUUGCCACGGCAGUCAGCUCAAUGAUCAACCAGUUGGAAAGACGUUAUUAUCCUUCAGUGAGGCAGUACUCUUUGAUUGAGUAUGAUGACAGAAAUGUGAGGAUUAUUUCGAGCACUUUCUGGUGGGAAGACUUCCUCAACCAAUUUACUUCUUCAAUGACGGUGGUGACCAGUAAUAAAAGGGCUAUAAAUCAAAGUUUAUCCCUGGAUGCCUACGAAAUCUCUAUCCUCUCUCCCAUAACUCUUUACCUUUUCACCUCUACACAGUUGUCGGUACAUACCAAUACAGAUUCAAAGCCUCUUUCGAAGGAAAUGCAGGUGAACGUAUUCACCUUGGGAGACGGAACAGCUCUUCCUAGUGGUGAUCUGACAUUUCAUCAGAGAGAAACUGGUGGCCGAAAUAUACCCAUCACUAACAACAGCAUAGUUAAUCUAACUCCAUUGUUGAUCUCAUCGCUUCAAGAGAAUUCGUUGAUCAUGGACGAGGCCGCC
This is a messenger RNA of Cooperia oncophora, 609 nucleotides long. The record is from the annotation of a GenBank genome assembly. Lineage: Eukaryota; Metazoa; Nematoda; Chromadorea; Rhabditida; Trichostrongylidae.